Penaeus indicus is the source of this 1274-nucleotide messenger RNA. RefSeq lists its product as uncharacterized. NCBI's taxonomy places the organism in Eukaryota, Metazoa, Arthropoda, Malacostraca, Decapoda, Penaeidae. The record is from RefSeq and is a predicted model, not a curated record. The coding region runs from base 169 to 846 and encodes 225 amino acids. The transcript has 6 exons.
GCUCGCCUCCCAGUGGCUGAGUCUACAUCGAAACCAACAGCAGUGGCGAACACACGAGGGAAGUGAAAAGAGCACACAUAUCGAGAAACAAAGAGUGGAGAGGAAAUUAAGAGUAAAAAGUGAAGUGUUCGUAGAAAUACUGUUUAAGAGAAACAAGAAGAUUCAAAGAUGAACUUUCUGUCGUCGACGGCCCAUUACAAGAUUGCACGCAACAUGUCGGGCCCUUUGGCGAUCGUCACCAUGAUGGUGCUGAUCGUCACCGUCUCCUUCCUCGCCCUCAGCAACAAGUCCUUGAGGGCGACCUUGGAGGAGGAGCGCACCCUGUCACUCAAGUCCAUUGUCGAGAAAUCAGACGACCUCUCCUCCUGCAUGUCGGAGUCGAAAUCACUUGAAGAGAAAAUCAAGGAUCUGACGGAACAGAAAGCGAAGCUCACACGCGAAGCCGAGACACGAGCGAAAGAACUGAACCAGUUGCAAGAACAAGCCGUCAAGAACCAGCAAAUGACUGAGGAAAUUGAUACCCUGAACGCGAGGAUCCACCAGCUGACGGAGGACGGGAAGCAGCUCGAGGGGAAGCUCCAGUCGGCGCAGCAGCAAGUAGGAGCCCUCGAAGCCACCAGGAAGGACCUCAGCGAACAGCUCGCCACGGCGCAGAGGGAGAUCGCAGACGCCAACGCUAAGGCAGGCAACGCUAUUCCUCAAGACAAGCCUGCUCCAGUGGUCGAGAUUGCUCCGGCGGCCCAGCCUGCUCCGGCGGCCCAGCCUGCUCCGGCGGCCCAGCCUGCUCCGGCGGCCCAACCUGCUCCGGCGGCCCAGCCUGCUCCGGCGGCUCAGCCUGCAGUUUAAUUCGAAAGGGAGAAAGGGGCAUUUAACGCUAAACACAGCCGUGGAGACAGAGGGAAACCAUCCACAGAAAAGGAAGGAAUUAAUGCAGGCAAAAAAAACUGACUCCUUUUUUUCAUCUAUUCAUAGUUAUUACAAUCUAUUUAUGUUGUACAUGUCGGAUGUGUGCCUGUUAGCUUUAAAGACUGUCUGUGUAACCUAUGUCAAUUUAUAUUUUUGUGAACAGUAGGUUUAUAGUGACAUUUUAUUUUACGAUGAUUCGUGAAUCUGUUGCACGUUUUUGUUUGCAAUUUGAUGUAAAUGUAUUGGUAUAUAUCAAAGUAUAUUGUUUAUAAUAUAUGAUAUAUGUCUAGUAUUGUGUGCAUCUUACUCGAAUAAGUAUACGAUAAUGUAGACACACACACACACACACACACACACACACACACACA